GCUCGCGCUUUGCCUGUGUCCCGUGCGGCGGUCUCGCGCGCGCACUCUGCGACACCAUGUCGUCGAACAGGAGAGUCGUGUUGAUAUUCGGCGGGUUUGUGGCGGCGGUGGCUGCUGCUUUCUACCCCAUAUUUUUCUAUCCGCUCUCACACACAGAAGAGUACAAAAAAAUCCAGAGUGUGAACCGAGCUGGGAUCAACCAGGCUGACGUGCAGCCCGCUGGAGUGAAAAUAUGGUCAGACCCCUUCAAGCCAAAAUGAGGACUCGUACAUUCAAGAGGAUGGAGGUUUUGUGCAGACCCACCUGCUCCAGCAAGGACCUUUGCAAAGGGUAAAACCCAUUGCACACAUCCCAGUGGAAGCGUGUAUGUUUUCACAAAUACUGGAAAAUGUCUGAAGCAUUUUUGUAACAAAUUACUGGUUUAAAAAAAAUACAAAACCAUGUAUAACCAACUUUUUAUUGAUUCUGACUUUUUAUUUUCAGUUUUUUUGGGAGUUGUAACAAUUUCUUGCGUGUUCCAUGUUAUACAAAAUUUAAAUUGGGAGUGUGCUGGGGUGUUUUCAAUGCUGGAUACACUGAAGCGAACCAGGUUAUGUGGGAAGAGUGUUUCUUUGCACUUGAGACCCCAAGUCUUGUGGAGUCAUAAUGUGAUUUAAAUAUUUCCCAGAGGUUCUGAAGUAAACAUAGUAACCAAAGAAUACAUGAAUGUGUGAAAGGAGCAGGGCUAAGGUUUGCUGCAAAGCAAAAAUGGAAGAAAAAUGUUAUACUUUGUAUAUGUUUAAAUUGUUAAUGAUGCUAUUUGUACUGUAUAUAUAAAU
Scleropages formosus (Asian bonytongue) is the source of this 818-nucleotide messenger RNA. It is a transcript of the gene smim20, whose product is annotated as small integral membrane protein 20. NCBI's taxonomy places the organism in Eukaryota, Metazoa, Chordata, Actinopteri, Osteoglossiformes, Osteoglossidae. Gene Ontology annotation, cellular component: mitochondrial inner membrane. The transcript has 3 exons. Bases 57 to 260 code for a protein of 67 amino acids. The record is from RefSeq and is a predicted model, not a curated record. Gene Ontology annotation, biological process: mitochondrial respiratory chain complex IV assembly.